AACAAAUUUAACCACAGGCAUGUAAAAAAAAUUAAAUGUAUUAAAGAAAAAAUGCUUGAUUUAUCAUCGUAGAUUAUUUCUGUGUUUUAUGGAAAUUCAUUAUUUUUCUAUUUUAGCGUUUCUAGUUAGUUUUGUAGAAAAUUUUGACGUAUUCAAGCUGUUUUCUCGUCAAAAUGGCUCGCAAUGGCGGAAGUACACAACGACAUACAGUUAUUUCAGUGAAAGUGAGCGAAUUGAAUUACGUGAAGAAGCGAAGGAAAUGUUUUACUUUGGCUACGAUAACUACAUAAAAUAUGCUUAUCCAAUGGAUGAGUUGGAUCCAAUACAUUGUACAGGCAGAGGACCGGAUUAUGAGAACCCGUCAAAUAUCAAUAUUAAUGAUGUACUUGGGGAUUAUUCUUUGUCACUUGUUGAAUCCUUAGGCACAUUAGCCAUUAUGGGAAAUAUUAGUGAAUUUAAACGUGCAGUCAAAUUAGUUAUGGACAAUGUUUCUUUUGAUAAGAAUACUACAGUGCAAGUUUUUGAAGUCACAAUAAGAGUCCUUGGUGGAUUGCUUUCUGCGCAUCUCAUCAUUCGUGAUCCCCAGCAACCAUUUGGCAAUAUGAUACCCAAUGAUUAUAAUGAUGAACUAUUGUUAAUGGCGCAUGAUUUAGCAAAUCGUUUACUCUGUGCAUUUGACAAUACAACACAUGGUAUUCCUUAUCCAAGGGUUAAUUUGAAACAUGGCAUUCCAGAGAAGCUAUUUAAAACAACCUGUACUGCUGGUGUAGGUACUUUACUGCUAGAAUUUGGAACACUAAGUCGUCUGUUAGGUGACCCAACUUACGAGAUAACAGCAAAAAAUGCACUGGAAGGCAUUUGGAAAUUCCGAUCAAAGAAGACCGGCUUGUUAGGUAAUGUUAUAAAUGUCAUCACUGGUGAAUGGGUUUCAAACAUGAGUGGUAUAGGAGCAGGAAUGGACUCUAUUUAUGAGUAUUUAUUAAAGAGUUAUAUUCUCUUUGGUGAUUCUAAUGAUUUGCAGAAGUUCAAUGACUUGUACAAAAGUGUGAAUAUGUACAUGAGAAAAGGCCGUCAUUUAUGUAACUCUGGAAAUGGUGAUGUUCCAAUAUUUGUAAAUGUUAAUAUGAAUGAUGGCAAAAUAAUAAAUACUUGGAUUGACUCCCUCUCUGCUUCAUUUGCUGCUGUACAGGUUUUAAAUGGGGAUGUAGAAGAUGCUAUCUGCACACAUGCACUCUUCUACGCCAUAUGGAAAAGAUAUGGUGCAUUACCAGAGAGAUUUGACUGGAACACGGGCAUGUCACAUGUACAUUUUUAUCCAUUGAGACCUGAACUAGCUGAGUCGACGUAUCUUCUGUAUCAGGCAACUCAACAUCCAUUUUAUCUACAUGUCGGCAAAGAUAUAAUAAAUAGUAUACAGAAGCACGCAAAGGCAAGAUGCGGUUAUGCUACCUUGCACAAUGUCAUGGAUAAAUCUCAGGAAGACAGAAUGGAAAGCUUUUUCUUAUCAGAAACAUUGAAAUAUUUAUAUCUUUUAUUUGACCGUGAAAAUCCUGUAAACCAACAAGCCUCGAAAUAUAUCUUCACUACAGAAGGACAUUUUCUAAAACUUGAUAAAUCUUUAUGGAACGCCGACUCUUAUUUCUAUGACGUCACCAAUGGAUAUCAGUAUGACGUCAACUCGAGAACUACAUCGAAUAUUAGUGAUAGUGGGUGUGAAAUUGUAUCACAGCAUAAACAGCGUCCGUUACCUUUGGAGCUUCGCUAUCUUCAACAGGUUGAGAGUUUAGUUGGCGUGCAAAACUAAUUUGAAAAAUUCUUGUACUUGUUCAGGAUGUGAAAAGAACAAUUUAAAGAACAAUAAACAAUAUAUUUUUGUAUCGCAUACGUCAAUAAAUGUAAAAUAAAAUUUACUCUUGUUAAGGAGAUAAGACGUGUUGUAUGAUAAAUGAUAAUGAAUACACAAGCAAUAUUUUUUAUAAAUAAAUAUCUCUUUAAAAUAUA
Molecule: messenger RNA, 2001 nt
Organism: Xenia sp. Carnegie-2017
Lineage: Eukaryota; Metazoa; Cnidaria; Anthozoa; Malacalcyonacea; Xeniidae
Product: ER degradation-enhancing alpha-mannosidase-like protein 1
Exons: 12
Coding region: 89-1804 (571 amino acids)
Biological process (GO): carbohydrate metabolic process; endoplasmic reticulum mannose trimming; mannose trimming involved in glycoprotein ERAD pathway
Cellular component (GO): endoplasmic reticulum; membrane
Molecular function (GO): mannosyl-oligosaccharide 1,2-alpha-mannosidase activity; calcium ion binding
Source: RefSeq, a predicted model, not a curated record